Haliotis rubra (blacklip abalone) is the source of this 1484-nucleotide messenger RNA. RefSeq lists its product as uncharacterized. The coding region runs from base 326 to 1144 and encodes 272 amino acids. The transcript has 2 exons. NCBI's taxonomy places the organism in Eukaryota, Metazoa, Mollusca, Gastropoda, Lepetellida, Haliotidae. The record is from RefSeq and is a predicted model, not a curated record.
UUCACAGGCGAUCACACAUCUGUGAUUGUUACGUCAAGCUUCUGUGUGCCUGUGGUUUGAAAAUUGGGAUAUUAGUUUCAGCCGAAUGGGAUAUACCAGGCAAUAAACGCUAGGUGCUUGGAGCGAGAAUCGUGUUGAUUGUCGUGACGGUGAAAUUGACACUGUAUGUAUGUUACAGUGACUUGUACAGGGUGUUGCGAAGCUUGACGUAGCGUGUGUAGGUUUGAUUCAAGACUUUGGAGUUGGAUGGACUACAUUUUCUGACAUCACAGACGUUGAUUGGAGAGACAUUGCAGGUAUCUCAGAGCUUCCCUAGCGUUAUGAGAUGGAGGAGAGAGUGAGUGUUGACAGCCUCCUAAACCGCAAGGCCCGGUUAGAGAGGGAAAAGGCAAUGAACGCAGCAAGAUCUCCCAAGGAUUCUAAAUUCGGGGAAUGUUUACUGAACAUUAACACAAAGGAUGAUCCGCUGUUGUGUAAAAACCUGAUUAAAAUCAACCUUGAGGUCCGCCGCAUGGAAUUUAAGAUGAAACAAUUACGUCAAACAUUUGUCAAACAAAGCAAGUACCUUAACCACGAACCUCUGAUCCUGGUGGAGAGGCCGGCAUCACCGGAAGUCCGUCGCAGAAGGGUCAUCAUGGACAUGGGUGCAAAUGACCCGGAAGCAAUGAAACUUCCGGGUUAUAUGCGUCCUCUAAGGUCACGUUGCCGCACGCCGUCAACAAUUACAACAAUAGACGCAUUUACGGUAAGACCAAAAAAGAAACGGAACGUCUGGGAAGAAGCAAUGGACGAAAAGGAAAAGCCAAAGUUCAAAAGUACAGUUCGGCCGUGUUCAAAAUUAACACAACGGGAGUUAACCGAGAUUCAUUUUGGCUGGUCAACACAUAGACCCAAAGUUGACAAGGAGCCUGAACCAAGGACACCGAGUCCGCCAAGAGCCACACCGCGGAGUUUACCCAAUGACAAUCAGGUGUUCAUAACUCAACAAGCUCGGACAAACCUGCCACGGACUGCCGAUGGACGUCUGACCAAAUCGGUUAGAUUCAAGGACGAGGAAACCGAAAAUUCUCCUCCAUCACCGGAUGGCAAAAGAUCAAGGUCAAGGACAGUGGAACGAAUUACGUUAAGACAACACUCUAGAUGACGAGGUCUAUAAGCUUGCACGAAUCAUACAUAUGUUGUCUUUUAUAUUUUGGUUUUUUUUAUUUAACUGACGUAUAACUGCACUGUAAAAACUGCAUUUUACUUGAUUGCGGGCAAUGUAUAUACCUGUAUGUGCAGGUAUCGGUUUUGGCAAGUACACUCUUCACAUAUGCCGAGUCAUUAAAUGACACGAUCUUUGAAAACAACUAUAUGUAAUGAAAGUAGUUGUACAUUCGGCUGAUGGACCCUAACUAAAAGGAAUAGAUACCUGUACAUCUGAUCGUUUCAAGAAGGAGUACACUGGCAAAUAUGUAUUUGAUGUGGAUUAAAUCGCAAAGUAA